This is a messenger RNA of Prunus armeniaca (apricot), 2118 nucleotides long. The record is from the annotation of a GenBank genome assembly. Lineage: Eukaryota; Viridiplantae; Streptophyta; Magnoliopsida; Rosales; Rosaceae.
AUGCUUGUACCAGGAUUGGAUGAGAAUCUACUAUGUGCUGGACAGAUGAUCGAGCAUGGAUAUUGUUUGGUUUUUGGUGAUUCUACAGUGGAGAUAUAUGAUGACAAGUCUCUCAAGCAUCUGGUUACUAAAGUUCUAAUGACAAGAAAUAGGUGUUUUCCACUUUCCCUCAAGUAUGUGAAUGCAGUGGCUAUGAAGGCAACAGUUAAAGAGACUACAUGGUGUUGGCACAGAAGAUGUGGUCAUCUAAAUCUUCCCAACUUGAGACUGUUACAACAGAAAGAAUUGGUGUAUGGAUUGCUAGAAAUUGGUGAUUUAGAGAAGGUGUGUCAAGGCUGUGCAGUGGGAAAAUCACAUAGGGAGGCAUUUGGCAUAGAAAAAGCUUGGAGAGCAAGCAUGCCACUCGAACUCAUACACUCAGAUGUGUGUGGACCAAUGCAAUCCACUACCAUUGGAGGUAACAAUGGGAGAAAGCCUGGAAUUAAACAUCUAAGGGUAUUUGGUUCUGUUUGCUACUGUCAUGUACCUAAUCAAUUGAGGUCCAAGUUGGAUGACUCGGCCACUAAAUGUGUUUUUGUUGGUUACGGUAAGUGUGAGAAGGGAUAUAGUGUCUACAACUUACAAACCAACAAGAUUGCUGUUUCUAGAAGUGUAAUCUUUGAUGAAGAUUCUCUGUGGGAUUGGGAAAAUCAGAGUGUGCAGCACAUCUCAAUUCUUAUGAGUCUUGAAGAUGGUACAAGGGACACUGCCAUGGAGAGUGAUUUUUCAGACUCAUCUACACAGGAAACUCAGUUUGAGAACUCAAGUUCUUCUAGAUCUGAACCAGAGAAUGUCACACAGAGUGAAACUCCUGUGAAACUCAGAGACAUUGCUGAGAUUUAUGCAAGAUGUAACAUGAGUGUUAUUGAACCAGAGAAUUAUGAAGAAGCCUCAAAAGAUACUACUUGGAAGAAAGCAAUGGAGGCUGAAAUGGAGAUGAUUGAGAAGAAUGAAACAUGGGAAUUGGUUAACAGACUAAUGGACAAGCCAAUAAUUGGUGUCAAAUGGAAGCACAAAGCUAGGCUGGUUGUCAAGGGCUAUGCACAAAAGCCUGGUAUUGACUUUAAUGAAACCUUUGCUCCUGUGGCCAGAUUAGACACCAUUAGGACUCUUAUUGCAUUGGCAGCUCAAAAGGAAUGGAAGUUGUACCAAUUGGAUGUCAAGUCUGCUUUUCUAAAUGGAGUUCGUAAGGAAGAAGCGUAUGUUGAUCAGCCAGAUGGGUUUCUAAUUGAGCAUUCUGAGGACAAAGCGCCAAGGGCAUGGUAUGAGGAAAUUAAUUCCUAUCUCAUUGAUUGUGGAUAUGUGAGAAGCACCAGUGAAGCAACUCUUUAUUGCAAGACCAAACAAAACUCUGGCACACUCAUUGUGUCGAGUUAUGUUGAUGACAUAGUAUACAUAGGAAGCAGUGGAGAGUUGAUGGCAUUGUUCAAGUCUGAAAUGAUGAGAAGGUAUGAAAUGACUGACUUAGGUCUUUUGUAUCAUUUCCUUGGUAUGGAUGUAAUUCAAACUGAACAGAGUAUUUUCAUAAGCCAAAAGAAGUAUGCUUUGACUUUGUUGAGCAAGUUUGGUUUGAAAUCAUGUAAACUUAUGAAUACUCCUCUUGUAGCAAGUAAGAAAUUGUACAAGGAUGAUGGAAGUGAUCCUGUAGACGAGAACGAAUACAGACAAAUAAUGGGUACUUUGUUGUACUUGACAGCUACAAGAACUGACAUAAUGUUUGUAGCUAGUCUAUUAGCCAGGUUCAUGCAUUGUCCAACCAAGAAACACUAUGGAACAGCUAAGAGGGUGUUGAGGUAUAUCCAAGGCACAAUCGAUUUUGGUAUUGAAUACCAGAAGGGAAAAGAAGCUGUCUUAGUUGGAUAUUGUGAUAGUGAUUGGAGUGGAAGCCAAGAUGACAUGAGAAGCACCUCUGGCUAUGCUUUCUUUUUUGGCAGUGGAGUGUUUUCUUGGGCAUCAGUCAAGCAACAUAGUGUUGCUCUCGCCACAGCUGAAGUUGAGUAUGGCGUGCCACCACCAAGCCCCAAAUUUGGGCUUGAAUGGAAUGUGAAUAGAUGGAUGUGUUGCGCUUCUAACUUCUGA